AUGCAGUUGGAGCCACCAAAACUGAAAGAACUAGCUGGACGUAUCGUGCGAUUGAAAAUGUCCAAGAUUCCCGUCAAAGAAGUGCUACCAAGGGAACUCAUCACAUAUCUGAACUCAGCGAAUCAGUGUGUGAAUCCGAAAUGCAAGGGGGUCUACUUCGAAGCAUGCGUUGAACAUGUGAAGUUUGUCGACUUCUGUGGAAAGUAUCGGGUACCAUUGUUACAAUUCUUGUGCUCCCCGAAAUGCUCGGCCGCCACUCCAGCGUACGUUUCAUCGGAAAGUUCUUCGGACACCGACGAUGACUUGCCAAAUAAUAUGAAGAUGCGAAAGAUCUUGCUUGGAUAA
Messenger RNA from Cooperia oncophora, 345 nucleotides. Lineage: Eukaryota; Metazoa; Nematoda; Chromadorea; Rhabditida; Trichostrongylidae. The record is from the annotation of a GenBank genome assembly.